Clunio marinus is the source of this 360-nucleotide messenger RNA. The record is from the annotation of a GenBank genome assembly. NCBI's taxonomy places the organism in Eukaryota, Metazoa, Arthropoda, Insecta, Diptera, Chironomidae.
AUGAGUAGGAAGGAGCUUAAUAUUGAUGAGAAUGAAGAAGAAGCUAAAAGUUGUACUGUAAUUGAAUUUAAUGAAAACAUGAGCGAUAAUUUAAAGAUUGAACAAGGUUACGAGAGUCAUCAGUCUUUAUUAAGAGAGCCUGCAAAUAAAACGAUUGAUCAGCACAAGAGACCUACUCUAAGUGAACCUAGUGACUGCAUCUCCCUCGCUCAGCUUUUAUCUCUUAUAAACACUAAUGCUUUUUUCAACAUCGUCAAAUAUGAUUACCUUUGUGCGUUCUGUUCGUUGGUUGGUGAUGAUAAAUUCCAUUUAAAUUUUAAAAAUUUCCUCGAUACCGUAGAAACACUUUUGAACACUUAA